AUGAACGGAUUUAAACCCAAACCCCUCCCAAACUGUUUAUCACCAAUGUACCAAUGCGACGGCAGCAGUAUAAAAACAGAAGUUGUACAGAAUGCACCUGAAGUGGCCUCUAUUAAUGUUUCUACCAGCAUAACUCAGCCUGUAGAUAGAAUUUCCUCAACAACACCAGGGGGAUGUUUCAAACCUGAUGACACAGAAACUGAAACUGAUGAAAAACCAGUGCUUUUUUACUUGUUCCUGCUACUGCUGCUGGUUCCAGUUGCCAUAGCAACAUACAUGUGUAUAAAGAAGAGAAAGAAACAUCGUGAAAAGGACAGAGAUGCAGAGUUAGCUUUUCAAAGGUUCCAGCGGAAACAUUUUCAACAUGGAACUAGAAAAGGAAGGAGAAUCCAAAUAGAGGUGUCGCCACCAUCAGAUGAUGAUAAUGAUCACCAAAGACGACCCUUUGGUAGAAGACGUGUUCACACAACUCCAUCUGGUGACUACGAUUUAAUUACAAACAGGGACCAGGACUUCCAUGUAUACAGAGUUAUGAAGAAUGCAAAGAAUUACCAUCGCUGCAGUGAAGUGUCUGCAGGUUCUGUGUUCCUAAAUGAUACAAGCCUAGGUACCCCAACUUGUAUGUGUCAGCAGUCCAAACGCCGAUCAAGCCAUCCCAGUAGUGUCGGUGGCAGUCACCUGCUGAUGGUCCCUUCCUGUGGGCCCGGAGGGUCAAGUCGGUGUGCCUCUUACCUCACUCUUCACAGUGCCCAGGAGCCAGAUCCUCCUAUUAUGGAUAUACCACAUAGCCAAAAUCGACGCCAGACACAUUCAUCAUGUGGUGAUCGAGAUUAUCACCACAGUGGACGCACCUCCAGAGUCCCACAUUUGUACUUGCACAACUCACAGAAGCCAAGCCACUAUGGAUCCUUGCCUCACCCCCAGUUGCUGAAGGAUGGACUAAGUCCUGCUCCACUGUAUAAUGACUAUGGAAGAUACAGUGGAAGUCCCACUAAAUCAAGAGGGAGACCGGAGAAAAUUGCAAAGAGUCUGCCAUUUUUAUAUGACUUUGCUCUCAAUGGAAAAUGCUAUGCUCAAAAAGAUCCAACAUAUCGUAAAGAUUCCUGGCAGACAGCCAAGGGAACUGGACAUUCUCAACAGUAUGGAAAUGAGUUUUCCAAUGGAAGUUGGUUCCCAAGUGAAUCAGACAUAGCAGAGUACUGCACUGCACAUGAAGAUACACUGAUGAACUGUACGGACAAUACGGUUUUUGAACAAGGUCCUAACACUUCAGAGGGAAAGCCACCAAACUUUAGGAUGUACAGUAGCAGUCAAACACCAGCCAAUCCCACAGGUAGACAUACUGUGACCCCACAAACUGUUAAGGUUCAGAAUUUCUCUGUAAGUCGUGUGUACACGGAAGAUGAUACUGGCAGUAAAAAGGCCCUAUUUACCUCCAUGUAUAAUAAAAAACAAUCUCUCUUGAGUAUUGAAUGCGAUUCAGAAUCGGCACUGAAUGUUGUGUCUCAGGAUGGUGAUAGCCAUGAUAGCUCCUCACACAGACAGAUGGAUUCAAUCAGUGCGUCACAGUCUCUCUUGGUAGAUAAUGGAGGGAAGCAACCAUGUCUCGUUGCUGAUUAUGAAAAUACUACUUUUGAGACAUCCAUGGUAGAAGUGGUGCCUCGACUCAGUCUUCCUCCCCAGGAAAAUAUUGGUGACUUCCAUGUCACUGAAAAUAAAAUGGCUGAUGCACUCAUAGACCCAAACAACAACCUUCAGGCAAAACCAUGUUUAUUUCUGCAGAAAGAGCAGAACUCUGUAUGUAGUGAUAAUUUUGUCCUUGAGGAGGGGGAGAGUAUGGUUUGA
Molecule: messenger RNA, 1845 nt
Organism: Ylistrum balloti
Lineage: Eukaryota; Metazoa; Mollusca; Bivalvia; Pectinida; Pectinidae
Exons: 8
Coding region: 1-1845 (614 amino acids)
Source: RefSeq, a predicted model, not a curated record